Molecule: messenger RNA, 1301 nt
Organism: Desarmillaria tabescens
Lineage: Eukaryota; Fungi; Basidiomycota; Agaricomycetes; Agaricales; Physalacriaceae
Exons: 2
Coding region: 334-1143 (269 amino acids)
Source: RefSeq, a predicted model, not a curated record
GAUAUGCAUGGACAAAAUGAAGUCGCAUUUCCGGUAAGAAACAUGCAUGAGCAAGGUCACCUUAGGUUAUGCUUUCGUGAAAGCUAUGCCUGAAUCCAUCGGGCACUUUGAAUGUUGGUAUAGAGCUCCUCUUUGGUCGCAGUGUUUCAUACUCUGAUUUGCGACCAUCAAAGUCAGUGGAAGACGCGGGACGGAGGAACGGGACCAUAGAAUGGAACUCGGAGCACAGGACAAAUACAUUCGGCAACGUUAAUGUGUCUUGGAAAAUAGUAUACAACGUUCGGAUGGGUAUAAAUGAUUGCAUGAUCUUCACUGCAGCACUCAAGUAAUCUCAUGUCGCCAGUAUCCACUAAACGAGUCCAUUGGGAGGACGACUCCAACCGCUACGCAGCACCGUCACCUUUCUAUGUGACGCUCCUCGUUAGCCCUACGCCUCCCUCACACCAGCUUCCCCAUUCACCAGCCUGGCCCCUCUCGUCUCCCAGACACCGGCUAUCACCUGCUCCUAGACCAUGUCUUCGACUUCGACCACCGUCGCCCUUCCCUCAAUCACCACCGCAAAGACGUUCGCAUCGGCCCACCAGUAUGCAGACGCCUCGACCCAGCACAGCUCCUCGAGCCCCUUCUCCCUCUCCACGACCACGGCGUCACUCUAUCUCGCAUCCCCACAACAGCCCGCGUUCACCAUACGCAUCUACGCGAAUUCCGCUCCCGUUCACGCGUCUCUCCAUUCACCGUGCCCUCCGUCUGGGGACUUGCCAGCCGAUCGACUUCUUUACCUCAAAUCGUAUCGCUCCACACCCUCUUAUAGCCUCUGAACCCGCGUCUAACCCACCUCUCGGGAGGGUGUUCAUCCUCGUUGAGAUAGACAGGGUCGAGAGGUUCAACGUCGAAGUCUACGCUGGCGGAGUGGGGUUCGUCACAGUGAAUGACGUGCUUGCACGGAUGCAAACUGUAUUACGAGAACGCCUCGAGCCUGGGGUGGCAGGCGGGUGCUAUAAGGAGAGGUGUGGUUGUGGCUGUCAGGCGCUUGUUGAUAGGAGGAGUGGUUUCACGACGAUGUUCGACGGCUUGAGCGUGAGGAGCAGCGGCGACCAUAACAAAUGGCGGGUACAUUUGAGGAGGGUAAGGUAUAGGGCAUAGACGAGGACGCCAGGGAAAGAAACAGAUCAAGCACAUUGUACACUCAACAGCAUCAUACGUAACCGGAAUGUACCAUCACUGUAGUAGUAGUAGUGGCAUCAUCGUCACAGCUUCUAAGGACGCUGUCAUGUCUUCAGCACAGAAACAAUUGUAAAGUA